Molecule: messenger RNA, 855 nt
Organism: Gilbertella persicaria
Lineage: Eukaryota; Fungi; Mucoromycota; Mucoromycetes; Mucorales; Choanephoraceae
Product: Nitrilase/cyanide hydratase and apolipo protein N-acyltransferase
Exons: 3
Coding region: 1-855 (284 amino acids)
Molecular function (GO): hydrolase activity, acting on carbon-nitrogen (but not peptide) bonds, in linear amides
Source: RefSeq, a predicted model, not a curated record
AUGCGUAUUGCUGCUGUUCAGUUACAUAUUGAUCAUCAAGAUAAAGAAGUCAACUGGAAAAGAGCAGAAGAGUUUAUGGCUCAAGCUGUUACUCAACAAGUGGAUUUAAUCGUUUUUCCCGAAUAUUUUAUUGGUGGUCCUGGUAAACAUAGAGUAGAAAAGACAGCUCCUGGUGUGGCUGUCCAACGAUUUUGUCAGCUUGCCAAGAAAUACAAGAUGGAUAUUGUGCCUGGUACACUUAUUGAACGUGAUCCUCAAGAUGGUCAUGUCUAUAAUACAGCAUAUUAUAUCGAUCAAUCAGGCCACAUCUUACUUGCUUAUCGUAAAAUGCACUUGUGGCAUCCUGAACGCUCUUACUUGAAAGAAGGCAAAGAAGGUUAUGCUACUGUCACAAACAGAUUUGGGAUUCGUGUUGGACUCUGUAUCUGUUGGGAUAUUGUCUUUCCUGACGUAUUUAAAGAGAUGGCAUUAAAGCAAAAAGCACAGUUGAUUAUUGCACCAGCUUAUUGGAGUCUGGAUGAUGGAGGCGCAUUGGCUAUUGCCCAAGAUCCUUUAUCUGAAGCCAACAUGUUGAAUGCCAUCAGUACUGCUCGAUGCUUUGAGAAUGGCAUUGUGUUUGUCCUCUGUAAUCCUGCUCAUGAAUCCAAUGUCACAAGAGAACAACCCUUUGGUACCAUGGCUGGACGCACUCAAAUUACCGUGCCAUUCAAGGGACCUGUAGCGCAUUGUGAUCAUGAAAAGGAAGCCAUGAUUGUGGCUGAUGUAGACAUUGAUGGGCUGACUAAGGAUGCAGAAGAAGUCUAUAAAGUAAGAAAAGACUGGGAUCAAGGUUAUCUGUUUUAUAGUAAAUUAUAA